This is a messenger RNA of Elgaria multicarinata webbii, 1266 nucleotides long. RefSeq names its product WT1 transcription factor (gene WT1). The record is from RefSeq and is a predicted model, not a curated record. Bases 1 to 1266 code for a protein of 421 amino acids. Gene Ontology annotation, molecular function: DNA-binding transcription factor activity, RNA polymerase II-specific; RNA polymerase II cis-regulatory region sequence-specific DNA binding. Gene Ontology annotation, cellular component: nucleus. The transcript has 9 exons. Lineage: Eukaryota; Metazoa; Chordata; Lepidosauria; Squamata; Anguidae. Gene Ontology annotation, biological process: regulation of transcription by RNA polymerase II.
AUGGGCUCCGACGUGCGGGACCUCAACGCGCUGCUGCCUCCGUCGGUGCCGUCGCUGCCGGGCAACGGCAACUGCCCCAUGCCGGUGAGCAGCGCGGCGCAGUGGGCGCCCGUGCUAGACUUCCCGCCGGGCGCCUCCUACGGCUCGCUGGCCCCGCCGCACUCGGCCUUCAUCAAGCAGGAGCCCAGCUGGAGCGCCACCGAGCCGCACGAGGAGCAGUGCCUCAGCGCCUUCACCGUCCACUUCUCGGGCCAGUUCACCGGCACCGCCGGCGCCUGCCGCUACGGCCCCUUCGCGCCGCCCCCGCCGCCCAGCCAAGCGCCCUCCAGCCAAGCGCGGAUGUUCCCCAACGGCCCUUACCUGCCGAACUGCUUGGAGAGCCAGCAAGCCAUCCGCAAUCAAGGUUACGGCACAGUGGCAUUUGACGGCACUCCAAGUUAUGGCCAUACUCCCUCUCACCACGCAGCACAGUUUACAAACCACUCCUUCAAGCACGAGGACCCCAUGGGCCAACAGACGUCUCUAGGUGACCAGCAAUAUUCGGUGCCUCCCCCAGUCUACGGCUGCCACACUCCCACGGAUAGUUGCACAGGCAGCCAGGCGCUGCUCCUGAGGAACCCUUACAACAGUGACAAUUUAUACCAAAUGACCUCACAACUUGAAUGCAUGACAUGGAAUCAAAUGAACUUGGGAUCCACACUUAAGGGCCAUGCAACAGGGUAUGAAAGUGAUAACCAUGCAGGCCCUAUGUUAUACAGCUGUGGGGCCCAAUAUAGAAUACACACCCAUGGAGUAUUUAGAGGAAUACAAGAUGUGCGGCGAGUGCCUGGAGUAGCUCCUACAAUUGUUAGAUCAGCUGGUGAGACAAAUGAGAAACGGCCUUUCAUGUGUGUAUACCCUGGCUGCAACAAGCGAUAUUUUAAACUGUCUCAUCUGCAGAUGCAUGGUAGAAAACACACUGGUGAAAAACCAUACCAGUGUGACUUUAAGGACUGUGAACGAAGAUUCUCUCGUUCAGAUCAACUCAAACGACACCAAAGACGACAUACAGGUGUGAAACCCUUCCAGUGUAAAACCUGUCAGAGAAAGUUCUCCAGAUCUGAUCACCUGAAGACCCACACCAGGACUCAUACAGGUAAAACAAGUGAAAAGCCGUUCAGUUGUCGGUGGCCCAGCUGUCAAAAAAAAUUUGCCCGGUCUGAUGAAUUGGUCCGUCAUCAUAACAUGCACAACAGGAACAUGACUAAACUUCAACUUACCCUUUAG